AUGUCCACCACGGAAGAAGACGCUGGUGGCUACAGCUACGACCGCCUGAGUGAGCUGAAGGCGUUCAACGACACCAAGGCCGGCGUCAAGGGCCUUGUGGACGCCGGCGUCACGACCGUAUCGCCCUCUAGCAGCAGCGGCAGCACUAUUAGUGUUAUCCCGGUCAUCGACCUCUCAGCGGUGGCGGCGGCGGACGCAGCCGCGUGGGUGGAGGUGGUCGCACAGGUGAAGCCGGUGGGGUUCUUCCACCUGGUGAACCACGGCGUCCCCGGGGAGCUCCUGUCCGAGAUGCUGGUGUCGUCGCCGGCAGCUAACUGGCGCGACACGCUCUUCUGCGUGGCGGCGCUAGAGCCGCCGCGUGCCGAGGAGCUGCCGGCCGCCGUGAGGCACGUGAUGCUAGAAUACGGUGGCGCGGCGCGGGUGCUGGCACUGCUGUCGGAGGCCCUACGGCUGGGCCCCGGGCACCUCGCCGAGAUGGGGUGCGCUGACGGCCUCAGCCUGGACGGGCACGCGCAGGGCGGCUUGCAGGCGCUGCUGGCUUCCGGGUGGGUGGACGUGACUCCGGUGCCCGGCGCGCUCCUGGUGAACGUCGGCGACCUCCUCCAGCUGGUCAGCAACGGGCGGUUCAGGAGCGUGGAGCACCGGGUGGUGGCCAACCGGAGCAGGGACACGGCGAGGGUGUCAGUGGCGUGCUUCUGCAACGCGGACAUCGCGAGGUCCACGAGGCUGUAUGGACCCAUCGCGGAGCUCAUCACCUCGGACGACGGCUACGGCGCGGGAACUGGAAGGGGGGCGCUGUACAGGAGCUUGACGGUCCCGGAGUUCCUGGCGCACUACGACAAGAAAGGCCUCGACGGUCGCCCGGCGCUCCAACACUUCAAGCUGCUUCAAUAA
Miscanthus lutarioriparius is the source of this 894-nucleotide messenger RNA. Lineage: Eukaryota; Viridiplantae; Streptophyta; Magnoliopsida; Poales; Poaceae. The record is from the annotation of a GenBank genome assembly.